This is a messenger RNA of Symsagittifera roscoffensis, 508 nucleotides long. RefSeq lists its product as uncharacterized. Lineage: Eukaryota; Metazoa; Xenacoelomorpha; Acoela; Convolutidae. The record is from RefSeq and is a predicted model, not a curated record.
CCUUCCAGCAAAACUGACAGCGCUGAUAAAGAGGAAAAUGUCAGCCGCACACCUCAAGAGCCAGACACCAUAUGGGAUACAGGAAACAAGCAAUGGGAUGCAUUUAAGCAAAAGGUGAAAGAAAUUGGUUCGACUAUCAAAAGACAGACCUCAAAAAUUAACCAAGAUAUAAACGGAUUUGUUCUUACUCCGACAAAAAGAAGUGAAAACAAAGAAAACAUGCAACCAGAGUUGGCAACUAGCAAACUAACCGCACAUAAAUCGCCUUCUUUUGCAGAAUGCAAAUCAACAGACCCGCAAGCUCUGGUCAAGUUUCUGGCUCGUCAUAUGAACUCACAUUGGUUCGUGCGCCAGUUGCACAGAUACAAACUGGGAAAGAGCAGCUCCGACGCCAGUCGUGUUUUCCAAACUACCCCCCAUAAAGCGAGCCGAGUCCAUGAAACUCAUGAGGCGCAAGUCGCAGCCGUCCUUCAUGGUCGAAAAACUAAAGACUGCUGAAGUUAAAGAG